Messenger RNA from Conger conger (European conger), 5157 nucleotides. RefSeq names its product myotubularin related protein 14 (gene mtmr14). Gene Ontology annotation, biological process: dephosphorylation. The coding region runs from base 755 to 2704 and encodes 649 amino acids. The transcript is spliced from 20 exons. Lineage: Eukaryota; Metazoa; Chordata; Actinopteri; Anguilliformes; Congridae. The record is from RefSeq and is a predicted model, not a curated record. Gene Ontology annotation, molecular function: phosphatidylinositol-3-phosphate phosphatase activity.
UUGAAUUUCCUGUUUACCACUUGUUCCACGUAUGGUCUAGCCUAGCAACACAACCAAGCGGUUGGUAUCGUUCAUUUGACAAGGAAGAUAACUGUUUUUUCAUUUAUUCAUGCAGUGGAAUAGUAUUUUAGGCUUAACGCCUUGUCUAUUAUUUUAUUCGGGAAAAUGCAAAGUAAUAUAAAGGCAUGACAUUGAAAAGCGUGACCAGGCCGGUAGUCCUCGAGAUAUCCUGAGUCACUUCUCCGGUUACGGCUAGCUGGCAGGCUGCUUCAGAUUCUUGUCUUUGCUGGGCUGAGAAUUCUGCGUUUCAGAAAUCAGUUAACGUCGGAACACUACAUCGAUGCAGACUGGGACUGUUCCGUUCGAGUUGUACGGUUACCCGUACUUUAACAAGCGCGCAAAAAGCUAACUCAAACUUGUGGAUAUCAGAUUUAUAUUGGCUUGUUGGCUCGGUAGCUAACUUAAGUCAAGCAAACAUUUCUGCAUUCAACGUCAGUCUGUUUAGUUUUGGGCUUGCUAUCUUAGCUAAUCAGCUAGUUAGCUAGCUGGCUAAUUUAUUCUUGUUUGUAGUGGUUGGCUUGCUGGCGACCAACUUUCCGUUGCCCUGAAUUCGGGACGGAUACCCGGCCCCUUCAAGCGGGCGGUAAGGAAGAAAUUGUCUGGGAAGGGAUGGCCUGGUGGGUCUUCCCGACCCCAAGGUGCAGCGGUAUUUGAGGGAGGGCGAGUCCGGAUCGAGCCCACCGCGGCCCUUACAAUGAUGGCCGCGUCACCCUCACCGUCGGGCAGUCUGAAUGCCUCUGGGAUCUCGAGCAAAAGGAGCGAGGAAAUUGCGGAUUUGAUAGAUUUGUUUUCGAGGACUCAGUACAGAGCAAAGGAAGUCACUCCUAGGGUCGAGAAGAUCGAAAAGCGUUGUUUGGAGCUGUUUGGUAGAGACUACAAGUACAGUGUUAUAUAUAAUACCAAUGGCGAAGUCUGCGGACACUAUCCCAGACAGAUUGUGUUCUUGGAGUAUGAGAGCACGGAUCAUCAUAAAUACAGGUUUGAGAGCACAGUGCAGAUUGGUAAGCUGCAGGACCUAGUGAAUCGCAGCAAGAUGGCUCGCUGUAGGGGGAGAUUCGUCUGUCCCGUCAUCCUGUAUUGCGGCAAGCACAUCUGCCGGUCCUCCACCCUGGCUGGCUGGGGGGAGCUGUACGGACGCACUGGCUAUAACUACAUCUUCUCAGUCCACGACAGGACCAAGAAGCAGCAGAAGAGCAGGGGGGGCGCUGACGACACUGUGGGGGAAUCUGCGGGGGUCCCAGAGGACGACGGUGCUGGGAGGAACGGCGACACCCAGCUGUUCGACAAAGUGCGGGGUCUGGACAUCAAGCUGCUACGCUACCUCUCCGUGCGCUACAUCUGUGACCUCAUGGUGGAAAACAAGAAGGUCAAGUUUGGCCUGAAUGUCACUUCCUCUGAGAAGGUGGACAAGGCCCAGCGCUAUGCGGACUUCACCCUGCUCUCCGUGCCUUAUCCAGGCUGUGAAUUCUUUAAGGAUUAUAAAGAUCGAGACUACACAGCGGAAGGCCUGGUCUUCAACUGGAACCAGGACUUUGUGGACGCCCCACUGACAAUCCCUCCUCCCUUUACCAAGAACUUGAACAUUGACUGGAGUGAAUAUCAGUCCUGGGACCUGGUCCAGCAGACGCAGAACUAUCUGAAGCUGCUGAUUCACAUCAUCAACAGUGACGAUGAGAGUGGAUUGCUGGUUCAUUGCAUAUCUGGCUGGGACAGGACCCCCCUCUUCGUCUCUCUCUUGAGACUAUCCCUAUGGGCGGAUGGAGCUGUCCAUGCCAGCUUGGAGCCUGCCGAAAUCCUCUACCUAACUAUCGCCUACGACUGGUUCCUCUUCGGACAUAUGCUGCCAGAUAGACUAAGUAAAGGAGAGGAGAUUUUCUUUUUUUGCUUCAAUUUUUUGAAGCACAUAGUCUCUGAGAACUUCUCGUCUGUGAAGAGGCAGCGACGGAAGAACUCCCAGUUCAAAGACUGCCAAUUCACAGUCGAGGACCUCUGUCUUAUGAAGCCCAUUCACAGAGGCAGCGUGACCAGCCUGAGCAGCGACUUCUCCCUGAUCACGGAGGACGCGGUCGCAGCCUGCAGCUUCAGCAGCGAGGCCACGGAUCCACUGUCCUGCAGCCUGCAGGGGCCCUGGAGGAAGGCCAGGACGUCCUCUCCGCAGAUGGUGGUGUGGAACAAGGCCCCGCCCACUGAGGAGCGCCUGCUCCACCCCCUCACCGACGCCAAGUCCUCCAGCUCCUCCUCCUCCAACCAAUCAGAGCAGGGCUUCUCCCGCACGGGCAGCAGCCCGCUGGCUGUGCCGGGCCGAGGGUCGGUGGGGGAGUAUGCGCGGUCUGGCUCCUCCAUGUCCACGGAGUACGGCAGCUGGCAGAUCGUUUCGGGCUGCGGCAGCAUCCACGACCCCGCCCCGCCCCCCGCUGACUCGCCCCUGCCCAGCUUCCAGGACGAGGGACCUGCCGCCCACAUGGCGUCCGGGCCUCUGGAGCGGCAGGUGCGGCUGGAGGCGGUGCGGGAGGUGUUCCUGGCGGCCUACAGCUCCACGGUGGGGCUCAAGUCCUCCGCGCCCAGCCCCUCCGGCGCCAUCUCCGGCCUGCUGGAGCAGUUCGCCCGCGGGGUGGGCCUGCGCGGCACCAACUCCAUCGUCUGACCGCCGCCCCUUCCCACGCCCCGCGGCCUCCAUCCCAGAACUUCCUGCACACAGCCCCCCCCCCCCCCUGUGUGAGCCUUCCCCACGCUGCCCCCUUCUGGACUGAGCGGAAGCCGCGGUGUACCUGCGCCCGAAUGCUCUGCGACAAAGUGCCAAUCACCCAGGGGCCCCCGUUUCCUAGCUGUUUUUUUUUAAUGCCAAAUGUGACGGUAGUACUGGCAAUGUUUUUGUUUAAUGUUUACGCUGGUCUGACUUUUUUUUAACCGAAGUGUGUGUGUGUAUGUGCUGGAGCGGUGGGGAGAGCGAGCGGGUCAGUCAGCCAGUCAGCCUGAAGGCCUGAAAAGGGAAAGGCAUGUUUAGAACAAAAUCACACAUGUUUGUAUAAGAUAAAGAUAUUUGUCAAGAGUGAAAUAAACCAAGGCAAAGGAAGCAGCUCGGUCGCUAACAACAGGAUCAAUGUUUCUUUUCUUUUUUUUCUUUUUUUUUUGUUGAUAUUUCAAAUUGAUGGGCUUCCUUCAUAUAGAACACAGAACCUCUCCUUAGUUCGGUCAAAAAGAAAACAAGCUGCUAAUAGGACCGAGCUUAAGGAGGGAGAACUGUGUUCUGACCGUCAAUCCUCGGUUCAGUAAGCUUGAGGUAGGCGAACGGCAUUAAACAUGUGAACGGCUUUGGUGCACAGCUGGAAUGGGGGCUUCCUCACUGUAGCAAGCACAAACCUGUAUCCAGUCACCUUUUAUACGUUUGGUCAAUCCCUGUUUGAACAUGACAAAUCUCAGUGAUAUGCCCUUAUAUGUGGAAACGGUAAUAGCAGGUUGGUGCCACAGGUUGAGCACACGACGUCUCACCCUCUUUAAUCUGUAGUUAUUUGUACUUUCAGCCACUAACGGCCUUAUUGAAAUGUUUAUUUUUUAUUCUGUACUGACAUCAGUCAAUGGUUUUUAAGCAGUAUGAUUCCUGUCAUAAUACCACUUCUCCCUGUAUGAUUUUCUCUUGUUUGAUGUUGGUUUUCUUUGCCCUGCACUCAGGAUUAAAGCCUGACUUUAGGCGGACGGUGAAGCCAGGCCGUCUGAAUUUACGCGGACGCCCGAUUAAGAAGUCUGCCUACGCUUAGUUUUCGUGACGUCACGUUUGUGAUGGCUUGUUCAUACCUCUGCACCAUUUGCAGUGCCUUUUUUAGCGACAGUGAAAUUUAAGUUUCUUUUCGAGUUUUUCCUUAUUUUAUUUAAUUUUUUUCCUGUCUAUAUUUCCUUCAGGUUUUAGACAUUCAUCAUGAGGCCUAAUCUUGAAACUUGCCUGUAAUUUAAACGGUUGGGUGUGAGACGAGUUUUUAAAACGAUUCAGUCAUGGGUUAAUUAUUUAAUUCGCCUCGUGUUGUCUCUUACAUUGUCUUUAGAUGAACAACAUUGAUUAAGCAGUUUUCUUUAAAAUCGUUUAUCAAGUAAGAUUGUAUUCACUCCCAUUGCACAAUAUUGACGUGCACAAUAUUUUUCAUUUACAUUAGUUGAACAAAGUACAUAAGAGAACAUUGGACAACUCCCAUGGCAGUGCAGUGCAUUGCAGCCAGGAUAAUGAAGUAGAAUUUGAGUAGAACGGACUUCUUUGGCUUCCACAGUUUAUGAGUCAGUUUUGGACAUUUGGCUCUUGUCAUUUUUAUCUUUUGUCACAUCCCUGUCCGUUCGAAUGAGAACGGCAGCCCAAUAUAUCUGCUGGCCGCGAGUGAAGACAAAAGAUCCGAUUCUGCUUUCAAUUCACCUUCGGGAAAGCAUUGUUUUCUCUCUCUCACUUAAUUUAAUCAGAACCAGUGCUAGUUGUCUUACCAUCUCACGCUUUCGUUUGUGUCUGGGCAGUAGAACGGGAGCGGGGUAUGCUCAAGGUCGUGUGGUUACCGGGUCAUUUUGGGAAAAGGAAAUCUUUCCAUGCAAGACUGGUUUCCUCGUUAUACUGUGUGACACUGCAAUAGUGUAGCAAAUGCGAGUGGAGCCCAGUUUAUGCGUGCACAUCGGGGCACGUUGCCCUAACCAUUGCCAGUGUUUCGUCACAGACACGGGACAUAAAGCACUUACUGAUGUCAUGUUUUUAUAAUUAUUUUGCAUGUUUUGUCCCCGCUGAAAUGAAACUUUUAAAGGCUUAUAUAUUAAAUGAAAAGCAUUACUCAGAAGCGCUUGGCGAGAUGAUGAAAGAAGGCAUUUUAAGAUGGAAUGUUUUAUGAUUCUUUUCUCUUAAUGCUGAAAAACUGCGUUGCACUCAUCGUUCUUACAUUCACGUUAUGUAUAAAGUGUGACAUGUUUAUUUUCCUUUGUACAGUAAAUGGUUUUUAAGUAUGGUAAUUUUAUUGAUUCUUUAUCGAAAUUCCUCUUCACUGUUGUCAGGGAUAAGUAGUUUGUUGGUGGAGAACGCUUGAUAAGAUUGUAGAUGAAAUUUCAAAAUAAAAGUUAAAAAGUAAACAACAUAAA